CUUGAAAGCCAGCGCCCAAGCUCGCUUUUUACGCUUAAGACGACGGCCAUCACCGAGCUUCCGAGACUCGGCCUCGACCCGCGCUGCUUCUGCCCACGAAUGGGAUAGCCCUCUACGCCACUAAGACGACGACUACGAUGAGCGCCCCGACGAACAAGCCCUCCCACGUCCAGUACGACCAGCUGUCGUUCUUAAUCCUCGACGCCCCCAACGACUCGAACCUGCCCUUGUACCUCAAGGAGUUCAAAAAGUACCAGGUCACCGACAUUGUGCGCGCCUGCGAACCGACAUACUCGGAUGCGACCGUCGAGGCCGCGGGCUUCCGUGUGCACGAGAUGGAGUUCCCGGACGGCGAGCCGCCGAGCCAAGAGAUCAUCCAAAAGUGGCUCGUGCUUGUCGAGCAGACGAUGAAAGACAAUGCUACGAAUAACGCGGGGACGCAUCAGUCUGACAAGACUGUAGCCGUGCACUGUGUUGCAGGUCUGGGCCGUGCUCCUGUCCUUGUCGCGAUCGCACUCAUGGAACACGGCCUCGACGUCAUCACAGCCGUCGAGCACAUUCGCAAGGCGCGCCGCGGCGCGAUCAACCUGCGCCAACUCAAGUACUUGGAAAAGUACACUCCCACUCGCAAGAAGGACAAGUGCUCGAUCAUGUAGGGGCCACCACACAACAAACGAUAGACACCUAGUAAAACCGGCGAAUACAUCUUGCAUUGUCAAUGUGGACA
Molecule: messenger RNA, 727 nt
Organism: Saprolegnia diclina VS20
Lineage: Eukaryota; Oomycota; Saprolegniomycetes; Saprolegniales; Saprolegniaceae
Exons: 1
Coding region: 138-656 (172 amino acids)
Biological process (GO): protein dephosphorylation
Cellular component (GO): nucleus
Molecular function (GO): protein tyrosine phosphatase activity
Source: RefSeq, a predicted model, not a curated record